Messenger RNA from Rhipicephalus sanguineus (brown dog tick), 1785 nucleotides. RefSeq names its product mitoguardin (gene Miga). The record is from RefSeq and is a predicted model, not a curated record. The transcript has 14 exons. The coding region runs from base 163 to 1590 and encodes 475 amino acids. Gene Ontology annotation, biological process: mitochondrial fusion. NCBI's taxonomy places the organism in Eukaryota, Metazoa, Arthropoda, Arachnida, Ixodida, Ixodidae.
CGUACUCUGGAUGUUCUCUGGUGAAGCGUGCAUGGCGCCGGCGGCAGCGGUUAUGCGGCAGUACAGCGAGGGACCCCGCUUCCUGGCGUGCGGUCCCCGCGUUCUGUCAGGACUCGGCAUACGCAUCUAGCCUGCUGGGAGACGGGCUCAAAAUUUCUGGUGAUGCUGCAGGUGACCCCUCGAAUCAGCUUCCCAAUGAAUGACGCACCACGCCGGAGCAAAAUCAUCAUUGCAUCAGCUGGCAUUGGCAUCAUUCUGCUUGGGGUGCUCACCAGAUACAUUAGGAGAUGCUUUGGUGACUUCAAAGUGGCUGUUGCGAAUGGAGACGUGGGAAACGUGGUAUGGUGCGGUCGGUGUCGGUGUGGGCGCCGAAUCAGUGGCCCCCGUGGGUCUCUGCGGGCUCUUCAAGGCCCCGUGGACCGUGCAUCGAUGGGACAGAUGGGCCCCCGGCAGCUGGCCAACUUGGGUCUGGACUCCCUGGACCAAGUGAUCAAUUACUGGGAGCAGGCCCUGCAUCGGAUCAGAACAGGUGGCCCUGCAUCUGGCAGUGAGAACCUGGCUGCCAGCCUGGAAACCUUGCUGGUGGAAGGCCAGCGGUUGCGGGGUGCUGCCCACUGGCGACUGCUCGCCGAGGGAGCCCCUCCCCUGGUGGGGGAAGAGCCACAGCUGGCCGAGGUGACUUAUGGGGGGACCCCCUCUCUGGCUGACACCGAGAGCUUUGUCUCUGCUGAGGGAACGCCCGAUGUGGCAGUAUUGGCUGACCUGGAGGCCAGCCUCAUUCCGCCAGCGGAGCAGUCUGCCCUGUACAUGGAAGCAUUGGAGCUGCUGGAGAAAGAAGGCAUCCCUUGUCGAACAUACAGGGUGGAAGUGGUUCGGUGCAAUUCACGGGAAGACUACCUGGCCAAGAUUCACUGCAUACGCCUUGCAUUCAAGCGCCUUACCAAUCAGCCAGAUGUUCUCCAGUGGCUCAUAGAAGCAGCCAAUCACGUUCUCGGUGGCUUCAUGCUGUGUGCUGGAAAAGACCCGAAGGAUGCCCUGCACGCCUACCGUGAGCUGGUUGCCUACCUGCUGGACAGCAGCCACUACGACCAAAUUACAAAGGAACUGCGCUACAAAGGGGUGGUGUGCCCGACAGUGUAUGAUGUGGUGAUUGACUAUGUCCUUCUGGACGCCUUUGAUGACCUGAGCAGCCCGCCGCAGUCAGUUGUGGCUGUUAUCCAGAACCGGUGGCUGACCGCAGGGUUCAAGGAAACAGCGCUGUCUGCAGCAAUUUGGUCUCUCUUCAAGGCCAAGAAGGGGCUGCUUCCCUUCUCCCACGGCUUUUUCUCCCACUACUACGCCUUGAUGGAACAGAUUGUGCCUGUGCUUGCCUGGGGCUUUAUGGGCACGGACAGUGACCUCAAGGAUAUGUGCAAGUUUUUCAAGGAUGAAGUGGAAGCGCUUGUGUGCGACAUGUUUGACCCGAGCCGCAGCCGUUAUUCGAGCGUGGAUGACCUAGCACAGGACAUUCUGCAGAACAGCCAGCUGCAUUACGACCGUCUCUGCCAAGCAUUGGCUGGAGCCCUCUUGCCCGACUCGGUGCCGCCUUGAUGACUGGCGCCUCUUAGCAUGGCAUUGAGUGUUCUCCAUUAUCUGGCAGCCUUGCACCAGCUUCUUCCAGCCCAUCCAAGGGUCGCUAUGAACACCGCGACCAUUCCUGCUUAACGCAACAGUGAUAGACAAAUGUGUAGAUGCCUUCGGGCAAGUUUCGUUGACCACCUGUGAUCAUUGAGCAUAGGAUAAUAA